UCCCUCCCGGUGCAGCGGAGACUUGAACACACUGCCUUUGAGGCGCUCGCGAUGCUUCUCCGGGUUCGUUCCGCUGCCGGCGAAGAAUGGUAACAUGAACGGCGGAGCGUGAAAGCGUCACCCCGGCGAGGGGCGAGAUUGAUGGGCAGCGCGCGCCGGGCGGAGGAGCCGGUUCCGAGGGCUGCGCGGGGAAGGCGCGGCGCCACGCUGCACUCCUGGCCGGACUCAGCUGACAUCUGUAGCCUCCUCUCAGCCAGGUUCCCAGGUCUCUGAGCCUCCUCCGCCUGACGGGAGCAUUGGGGCAGCACCAGAGGCUCCCGGAGUUUGUGGAACUCUACCCAAACAGGAGUCCUGCCCUGGAUCCCGCGUCUCUGGAUCCCCGUGGAGUCUGCUGGCAAGCUGGCUCCGGAGGGAGUUGAACUUGAGUCCAGAUGGCCAACUCCCUCUGAAUUCAGCAGAUUGGUGCUGAGCACGCAACAAAAGUUUGUAGCUUCCCCUCACUUUCUGGUGCUUCGCAGGGGAGAGGAAAGGACUUUGGCAUUAAACUCAAGAAGCAGUCAGGGAGCCAUCUCCUUUAACUUUUCUCCUCUGUUACCAUUUGCCAUGAAGAGGAAACAGAAGAGAUUUCUGCAGAUGACUUUAUUAUUCAUGGUGGCUUUAAUUUUCCUGCCCAAUAUCGGUCUCUGGUCUCUGUACAAGGAUAAACACCUGGUGAAAUCUACAGAGCCCGGGGAACAGCAGACAUUCCCACUGGGCCUGGGAGAUGGGCAAUUCUAUUCAUGGACAGAUGGUUUGAGAAGAAAGGACUGGCAUGACUAUGAGAGCAUUCAGAAAGAGGCAAUGCGCUCAGGGAAAGGUGAGCAUGGAAAACCUUACCCUCUCACUGAAGAGGACAACGAUGACUCAGCUUACAGAGAGAAUGGUUUCAAUAUUUUCGUCAGCAAUAAUAUUGCUCUAGAGAGGUCCCUGCCAGAUAUCCGCCAUGCUAACUGUAAGCACAAGAUGUACCUGGAAAGGCUGCCAAAUACCAGCAUCAUUAUCCCAUUUCAUAAUGAAGGUUGGACUUCACUCCUGAGAACCAUACACAGCAUAAUUAACCGAACCCCAGAGAGUCUGAUAGCAGAAAUCAUUCUAGUAGAUGACUUCAGUGAUAGAGAACACUUGAAAAAUAAACUGGAAGAAUAUAUGGCUCGAUUUUCCAAAGUGAGAAUUCUUCGCACCAAGAAAAGGGAAGGACUCAUCCGAACCCGACUUCUGGGGGCAUCUAUGGCCAGGGGAGAAGUACUGACGUUUCUGGACUCCCACUGCGAGGUCAACGUGAACUGGCUGCCCCCACUGCUUAACCAAAUUGCACUAAACCACAAAACCAUCGUGUGUCCCAUGAUCGAUGUCAUUGACCACAAUCACUUUGGGUAUGAGGCACAAGCUGGGGAUGCCAUGCGAGGAGCCUUCGACUGGGAAAUGUACUACAAAAGAAUACCCAUCCCUCCAGAACUCCAGAGGGCAGAUCCCAGCGACCCUUUUGAGUCUCCUGUUAUGGCUGGUGGUCUCUUCGCUGUGGAUCGAAAGUGGUUUUGGGAAUUGGGUGGAUACGAUCCAGGCUUAGAAAUCUGGGGAGGAGAACAGUAUGAAAUCUCUUUUAAGGUUUGGAUGUGUGGAGGAGAAAUGUUUGAUGUCCCGUGUUCUAGAGUUGGUCACAUUUAUAGGAAGUACGUCCCUUAUAAAGUUCCAUCUGGGACCAGCCUGGCGAGAAACCUGAAGCGGGUGGCUGAGACAUGGAUGGAUGAAUUCGCAGAGUACAUUUACCAGCGGCGGCCCGAAUAUCGGCACCUUUCCACGGGGGACAUCUCAGCCCAGAAGGAGCUGCGCAAACAGCUGAAGUGCAAGGACUUCAAAUGGUUCAUGGCUGCAGUGGCCUGGGACGUGCCCAAGUACUACCCUCCGGUGGAGCCCGCACCUGCUGCCUGGGGGGAGAUUCGGAACGUGGCAGCAAACCUCUGUGUAGACAGCAAGCAUGGAGCCACAGGAACGGAGCUGAGGCUGGACAUCUGUGUGAAAGACGGUUCUGAAAGGACGUGGUCUCAUGAGCAGCUCUUUACCUUUGGAUGGAGAGAAGAUAUUCGACCUGGGGAGCCGCUGCAUACCCGAAAGUUCUGCUUUGAUGCCAUCUCACACAAUAGCCCGGUCACGCUCUACGACUGUCACGGCAUGAAGGGGAACCAGUUCUGGGGAUACCGGAAGGACAGAACAUUAUUUCAUCCUGUGAGCAACAGCUGCAUGGAUUCCAACCCAGCAGAAAAGAAGAUUUUCAUGGCCAGAUGUGACCCCCUAUCUGAGACUCAGCAGUGGAUUUUUGAACACAUUAACAUGACUGUUUUAGAAAAAUUUAGCCACCAUGCCAGGUCCUAGAAAGAAGAAAGAAAAGAAA
This is a messenger RNA of Chinchilla lanigera (long-tailed chinchilla), 2428 nucleotides long. RefSeq names its product polypeptide N-acetylgalactosaminyltransferase-like 6 (gene Galntl6). Bases 604 to 2409 code for a protein of 601 amino acids. Gene Ontology annotation, cellular component: Golgi apparatus. The transcript has 13 exons. The record is from RefSeq and is a predicted model, not a curated record. NCBI's taxonomy places the organism in Eukaryota, Metazoa, Chordata, Mammalia, Rodentia, Chinchillidae.